Messenger RNA from Schistosoma turkestanicum, 996 nucleotides. Lineage: Eukaryota; Metazoa; Platyhelminthes; Trematoda; Strigeidida; Schistosomatidae. The record is from the annotation of a GenBank genome assembly.
AUGAAAGCUGAACGAAUUUGUACUAAUUCAGAAGAAUUUUUUCAUAUUUAUUCAAAUCAAUUACCAGAAUUAUGGUUUAAUGUAUAUAAACAAUUAUUAAAGAAUUUAUUAAAACAACAACACCACCAACAAACUUCCAUAUCAAUCAGUUCAUUGGAAAAAACGGAUAAUGAUACUGAUUCAGUGAAUAGAAAACAAUCAAAGUUUGUUCAUGAUUUGCAUAAAAUUGGACUUUUAACAUCCACUUCUACUGCUGCUGCUGAUGAUCAUCACUAUCAAUCCAUGCCAAAAACCAAUGAAUCACGACCAGCAGCAGCAACUGCACCAGCACCAGCAUCAACAGUCAACAAUAAUCAUGAUGAAAAUGAUAAUCAAUGUGAAAAUAGUUUAUUGAAAUCAAAAUUAAUUGAUUGUUUGUUCCGUUUAACAUUGAAUCCAACGACUACACAAUGCUUAUUAAAUGAAUUGCAUUAUUUAACAGAAAAUCUUCAUGAUAAUAAUAAUAAUAGUUUUAUGAUGAAGAAUUCAUCAACUAUUGAAUUAUUUAAUCGAAUAGAAAAACUAUGCCAAAAUUAUUUUAAUCAAUUGAAUAUUGAAGAAUUAUUCAUGCAUGAUAAUCAUACUACUAAUAAUUAUAACAAUCAACCGCAUUGGCCUUAUCUAUUGAAUUUAUUACAUGGUAAUCUCAUAAAAUUCACUCUAAUUGAAGAAUUGAAACUUAUUAAUGAGAAUAUUUCACUAAUUCUUGAAUGUUGUACAAGUUUAUUAGUCAGUACAAAAUUACCAUUAAUUUUACAAUUAAUAUGGAAAUGUAUCAAUAUGUUUUUGAAUAAUAAUUAUAAUCAUAAUCACCGAUCAAUUGGUUUCCAGUUGAAAAGUUUAGAUUCUAAAAAUUGUAUCCUUGUUAAUUCAUGCAUGUUAAAACAUAUAUAUUUAUUCAUUCAUUCAUUCAUGAAUAAUUUUGCAUUUCAGCUGAUAUUUGGUGAUUUGAAUUGA